This is a messenger RNA of Penicillium cinerascens, 537 nucleotides long. RefSeq names its product DNA replication protein PSF3 (gene psf3). The transcript has 6 exons. Gene Ontology annotation, biological process: mitotic DNA replication initiation. Gene Ontology annotation, cellular component: GINS complex. NCBI's taxonomy places the organism in Eukaryota, Fungi, Ascomycota, Eurotiomycetes, Eurotiales, Aspergillaceae. The coding region runs from base 1 to 537 and encodes 178 amino acids. The record is from RefSeq and is a predicted model, not a curated record.
AUGUCCUACUAUGACAUUGAUUCUGUCCUAACGGAUGCUCAGAAAUUGCCUUGUACUUUCGAGCUCGAAGUCCCGGGUCUAGGUGUCCUAGAAGGCAACCCAGGAGAAGAUAUCAAAGCGGGGACCCGCAUCGACCUUCCACUAUGGCUGGGUGAAAUGCUUUCUAUCGGUGCGCGACUGGGGACUUCGCGCCUGGUUACCCUCGACAUGCCCGAGGCACUGUCGGAGCGGGUUAUGAAUGCGCUGAAGGCAGACCCUCGCACAGUUGACCUGCGCGCACUAGCACCGCAUUUUUACAGUCUCAGCGAGCGCAUUCUCGAGCUGUUCGAAGAAGAAGACAUGGUUGACGUGUUGAGUGAUACGUUCAAGAAACGGGCUUCAGAAAUCGCCGACCAUGCCCAUAACUCGCGCGGUGCCGUGGGAGAUGGUGUGGAUUUCCUUCGUGGGUUGGACGAGACCGAGCGGCAAUUGUUCCGUGCUGCUCACGAUCGAGCGAAGGAAAUGCGAAUUUGGUCAGGAGAGGCAAAGAGGAAAUGA